This is a messenger RNA of Synchiropus splendidus (mandarinfish), 3281 nucleotides long. RefSeq names its product UDP-glucuronosyltransferase 3A1-like. Lineage: Eukaryota; Metazoa; Chordata; Actinopteri; Syngnathiformes; Callionymidae. The transcript is spliced from 9 exons. The record is from RefSeq and is a predicted model, not a curated record. Gene Ontology annotation, molecular function: UDP-glycosyltransferase activity. The coding region runs from base 1 to 1674 and encodes 557 amino acids.
AUGAAAGUACAACAGAUGCUAACUAUUUGUUUGUAUUCAUUGUUUUUAUCUUUGGUUUUUUAUUAUUUCCAACACUUUUUUGCCUUGCGAUUUGGAUCUUACUCUGCCGUGUUGCGUGCGUGUCUUCGUGGUGUUGGAUUAUUGUCUUUUCUCGUAAGAUUUCAAUUGAACUCUGACUGUUGUCAUCGAUCAGGCGGGAGCCACUACCUGCUGCUGGAUGAGAUUUCUCAUCACCUGCACCAGCAUGGGCACGACGUCCGCAUGCUUUUGCAAUUGGGAAACCCCAUAAUCACAGGUUUGUCCUACACGGGUCGACACGACAGUUACCGGACCAGCACCUGGACGUUGGGAGACGAGUACAUCCAGCAGUUCAACGGCUGGUUCCUGGAGCAGCAAACACAGUUCCUCCUCGGGAGGGAUGACUUCAGUAACUUCCUGAACUUCAUGGGACAUCUGUCGUACCAGUGUGACAAACUGUUGGAGGAUGACAAGAUAGUGACAUUUCUACAAGAGGAACACUAUGACAUGGCCAUCGUGGAUGCGUUUAAUCCCUGCUCCUUUAUUGUGGCGCAUAAACUUGGAGUCCCCUAUGUAGCUUUCUAUCCAGGCAUGCUGAACGGCCCUCUGUCCAUGAUGCUUCCCAGCUUGGUCUCCUUCGUCCCGGUCUGCAGCUCCCAGCUGGCUGACUGCAUGAACCUGUGGGCUCGAGCUAAAAACCUCCUGUUCCUGCUCAUGGCUCCAGUCUGUCAACAUCUUGUCUGGUCAAGGUUCAGCGCAGUCGCAGAGCGCCACUUGGGCUCAGGCUCGCCCCCUGGUGGCCUGCAUGAGUUCCACCAAAAGGCUGAGCUUUGGGUCUUCAACACCGACUUCUCCCUGGACUUCCCUCAGCCACUGAUGCCCUUCACUGUUCUCGUCGGCGGCCUGCUGAAUAAACCCCCAGCCCCCCUGAAGCAGGAUCUGGAGACGUGGAUCCGUGGUUUUGGAGACGCUGGUUUUAUAGUGGUGACUCUGGGGUCGAUGGUGUCUGCUGUGUCAGUGGAUCGCCUGGUGGAGGAGCUGGUGACGGGCUUCUCCGUGAUUCCUCAGGGAGUCAUCUGGAGGUACGACCCAAAGCGAUGGAAUCCUCAUGUGAGCCUACCUCCUAACGUCAGGCUGGAGGAGUGGCUGCCUCUGAACGACUUGCUAGGACACGAAAGCGUUCGCCUCUUCAUCACCCACGGAGGACAGAACAGCCUCCUCCAAGCGGUGUAUCACGGCGUUCCAGUGCUGGGGAUCCCUCUCUUUGGCGACCAGUUUGAUAAUUUAGUGAGAGCCGAAGCUAAAGGACUGGGCCUAACCAUCCACCCCACCCAGAUCACCAGUGGGCUCCUCAGCUCCACCAUCCAAACGCUCACAGAUGACAUGAGAUUCAAGGCAUCAGCGUUGCUACUGAGCCGCAUCCAUAAAUCUCACCCGGUCCCUCCUGCUCUCCGUCUGGUCCAGUGGGUAGAACACGUCCUGCAAAGUGGGGGCGCAGGGCACCUGAGGCCGUCGUUUCUGAGCCAGCCGUGGUACCAGAGAUACAUGUUGGACCUCGCCCUCCUUCUCUCAUUGAUCCUGCUGGCCCCUCUGGUUCUGUGCCUGGUGUUGUGCAGACACAGAGGUAAAAGAGCAAAGGAGAAGAAGGUGCAGUAGCAGUGAAGCACUGCCGAACAUAUCCUGCAGUGGUUUCAGCACAAGAGUCAUGAGAGUAAACUUCUUCCAACUGUCUUCACUGGUCGCCAUUACUUUCCUCCUCUGCCUCAUGCGUUCAUCAGGUUUGUGCCUCAGACUUUUAUUUCAGUAUUUCAGGAACAAGAUGCAAAACCACAAAAUGUUUCAUCUCCUGUACAGAGUCAUUAGAACACCCAUUAUGUUUUUUUCAAUGAAUAAAGAGUGUCAAGUUAAAUCCCAUCAUGGAGCGUGAACCUGUGUUUCAGACUGUCCAUCUCCACACAUGCCACGGGGCGUUCAGGAGCAGCUCCCUGCUAACUAGGAAGCCAAAUUAUCUGUCCUGCCCUUCUCCCCUCUCAGUGUGCGCAGACAUUUUCUUUGUCCUGCAGAGACACGCUGUCUAACACCUUGGUGCCACUUUGACCUGCACGUGCUGCAGGUCCAUGGUUCUCAACUCUGCCUGGGCCCCAGAUUGUUUUUGUCCCGGUCAGGCUUCAAAGUGCUCUUACAUCUGUGUCCACUUCGCCACCUGUGAUUCCCCCCGCCAGCCCGCACACCCUCCUCUGUCGGCCGCCGCUGAACCCACUCCCCCAUCACGGCCAGAGAAGUGCCCAGCAAUGUUCACGGUCAACGCUCAAUCCUCUUCCGAGGGCAAACCAGGCUCUGCGGGACCCCCCCCCACUCUCUAGUGGCAGCCCCUUACAUCUGUGUUGGGGGUUUAGCAGCGAGGAAAAUAUAGAUUAGCAGGGAAAUAAUGACCAAUUAGAGGUGGCUUGUUCUUUGUGCAUUCAGCUGUCUGUUCCUUCUGUUUGUCUGGUGGUCGCAGGUGCCAAUCGGAGUUCCUCCCACUCGCACGCAAUCUAAAGUGGGAAGUGCUAACCAGGCGUGAGAUGACUGGGGAAACACGCAGUUGUCACGAAAUGUUUGUUGUUGUCAACAUCUUUUCAAGUUCACUUUCAGCACGGAGUCAUGACGUGGUCUGAAAGAUGAACGGGGCUGCACAUCAAGCUGCGCUUCUUUUUGAUGUCUUUGAAAAGUCAAAAGUUCAUAGAAUGUUAUGUUUCACACAGUGACUUACACAGAGUUAAGAUGUAGUCUUAACAUGCUGGUGCCUCGUGCCCAUCCCACCUUCAGCCAUUGUGAAGUCACUCACAUGUUCUUGGAGUUAUGGAGUAGCUCAGCUCAUUUAAUUUCUUUUUAUAUUUUUUAUUUUAUUUUUGAUCUUGUUUAAUCUUCUCAUUUCUAUAUGCAUUCAAGAAGUCUGGACAUGUUGAAAACAUAUUCUCCCUCUUAUAUUAAUGCGUCAGCAUAUUGUGGUGUAUAUGAUAUUGUCUCAAGUGUCAACAUCAGGACUUAUAUUUUGAAAAAGUGGGGCGGUGCUGUGUGCUCAGGUACUUCGCAGGUGGCUCAUUGUGUUAAGUCUCUCCUCCAUGCAACAAUAUCUGGUUGCAGGAUGGAGCCGAGCCUCUAGGUGGCAGCUCGAGGCUGCAUAAACAACCCGUUCAUGCGUUGUGAAUGUGGGACUACAGCUCCAUCUAGUGGACUCGUGCUGUAACUUGCGUUCAUGUUGGUAUUAAAAUGGAAGUGGU